Doryrhamphus excisus (bluestripe pipefish) is the source of this 1613-nucleotide messenger RNA. RefSeq names its product lipase, gastric (gene lipf). The record is from RefSeq and is a predicted model, not a curated record. Gene Ontology annotation, molecular function: hydrolase activity, acting on ester bonds. Lineage: Eukaryota; Metazoa; Chordata; Actinopteri; Syngnathiformes; Syngnathidae.
AAAAGACAGCUGGAAAGAGAUACCGUAUUUCUUCAAAUAGUGGGCCCACAAAUUUGAGCACAAAUAAUCACUUAAUUAACAUUUGGUAGAUUUUUUUUAAUAGAUGCAUAAAAAUAUUUUUUGAUGUACUUUGGCCGACAUGUCACCACGAAGUUAGAUCACAUCCGGUGUCACGUGGUCACAGUUCAGCUGAGCUGAGAUUCGGACACCAUGCUAUGUUUGCUGUGGAUGACGUUGCUGUUGGCUGUGGGCGUGGCUAAGACGUCACAACCAACCAGGCAUCCCUCAUUUAGCGCACAGCCACCACUGGACCCUGAAGUGCACAUGAACAUUACAGAGAUCAUCAGGAGAUGGGGCUACCCGGCCGAGGAACAUGAGGUUUUGACAGAGGAUGGCUACAUCCUGAUGUUGAACAGGAUUCCCGUAGGACUCAAGAAGACGCAAGGUCCGAGACCGGCUGUUUUACUACAACAUGGCCUCCUGGCAGCCGGGAGCAACUGGAUCACCAACCCGCCCGCUUCUAGUCUGGGCUACGUGUUAGCUGACGCCGGAUAUGAUGUUUGGCUGGGAAACAGCAGAGGAAACACCUGGUCCAGGAAACACCAGAAGCUCCGCCCAGAUCAGGAAGACUUCUGGAGGUUUAGUCACGAUGAAAUGGCUAUGAAGGAUCUACCUGCCGUUGUGGACUACAUCCUGAAGGAGACCGGCCAAGAAGACAUUGUUUACAUUGGACACUCUCAAGGGACCACCAUAGCAUUCAUGGCGUUCUCCACGCUACCGCAACUGGCUGCCAAGAUCAAGCUGUUUGUUGCUUUGGCUCCCGUGGCAACAGUGGCCUUCACCAGCAGCCCCAUGACCAAACUGUCCUCCUUGCCCGACACCCUGGUUCACACCCUGUUUGGAAGGCGGGAUUUCCUGCCUCAGAGUCACAUGAUCGAGUGGUUUGCGGAGCAUGUUUGCGCCAAGCAUCUGCUUAGCGAACUGUGUGGAAAUCUAUUCUUCAUCCUGUGUGGCUUUGACGAGAAGAACCUCAACAUGACUCGAACAGCGGUCUACACCACACACUGUCCUGCUGGGACAUCCGUCCAAAACAUGCUCCACUGGGCCCAGGCCGUCAGAGGCGGGAAACUGAUGGCGUUUGACUUUGGCGCCACAGGAAACAUGGAACAUUACAACCAGUCAACUCCACCCCGGUACCGAGUCCAAGACAUGAAGGUUCCCACGGCCAUUUUUUCUGGGGGACAGGACACGCUGGCCGACCCCAAAGACAUGGCCGUCCUCCUGACUCAGGUGUCCAAUCUGGUCUUCCAUCAGCACAUUGAACAUUGGGAACAUCUGGACUUCAUAUGGGGGCUUGAUGCUCCUCAGCUGAUGUUUCCGAUGGUCUUGAAGCUUCUGCAGAAAUACCAUUAGAGGGGGGGGGGGGGGCACUCUGUGUGUGUGUGUGAGAGAGAAACCACAUGAAGACCUCAGGGAAAGCUAAAAAAUGAUAUUACAUUUCUACACAUUUUUAUUGGCUGUUUUAGACCAAAGGAGUCCAUUUUGUUGACUUUUUAACUUCCUGUCAUUCCUUUGUCCUUACGAUUCCAUUAAAAAAAUAUCCACUAUCAAGU